AUGGAAACUAUCGUUGACUAUGAACAAUUAUUAGAUGAAAAUGCACGUGAAUCAUUAAAAUUUGGUUUUAAAAAAAUGGCGAAGAAAAACGAUUUUAUCCGAAUUGAAGAAAUAGGUGAUGCCUUCCGACAUUCAGGUCAAAAUCCAUCAACCGAUGUCGUCAAAGAUAUGAUCGAUAAGGCAAAAACCUUAAAAGCUCCUUCCGAUUCUUUUUCAGAACCAGAUGAUAAACUAUCAUUAGCUGAUUUCUUAACGGUUGUUCAUGAAUACUGGUAUCCGAUUGACGAAGAUAAAAAAAUAUUAGAAGAAGCAUUUGAUGUAUUAGAUCCAGAACGAAAAAGUAAAUUAUUUGUAGAUGAUUUCAGAACAUUAUUAAAAAAUUCUGAUUGGGCAGAUGAAGAAAUUGAUUUAAUUUUAUCAACAGUUAGUUGUGCAGAUGGAUUUUUUCUCUAUGAUGAUUUGAUGAAAUUGUUGUUAAGUCCUGUUGAAUUAGCGAAAAAAAAAUCGGCAAAAGGUAGUGGCAAAGAAAAGAAAAAAGCUUAA
Messenger RNA from Didymodactylos carnosus, 543 nucleotides. Lineage: Eukaryota; Metazoa; Rotifera; Eurotatoria; Philodinida; Philodinidae. The record is from the annotation of a GenBank genome assembly.